AUGGGAUACUCGGCCAUGGAGGAUAUGGGAUACAGCAUGCUCCCAGCCGACUCGCCGCCCGAGAAUAUGGCCACGGAGGUGGAGAGAUCGCUCCGAUCACGACCAAACGAAGUGUCAGGGCCGAUUAUGUAUGGAAGAGGGGAUCAUGAUGCAUGCGAGAACUUCUUGAGAUUCGGACUCCAGGGUAGCGAAUUCACCAGGAAGGUCGAAGAAGUGAUCGGAAGGCCGGCCUUCCUUCUCCACCAAGGCCCAGUCAUCGUCCACUCGUCCGAUCGCCCAACCAGCUGGGGAAUCAAUGCCGCCCACCCUUGCCGAGAUGGAGUCUCGGUGUUCCGAACCCUCUCA
Molecule: messenger RNA, 345 nt
Organism: Penicillium arizonense
Lineage: Eukaryota; Fungi; Ascomycota; Eurotiomycetes; Eurotiales; Aspergillaceae
Exons: 2
Source: RefSeq, a predicted model, not a curated record